GUUCGCAAGGUUCGCAUUCUGUCUGAGCGAAUCGUCGGUCGAGUCACCUCCAUCGUCCGUCCAUCGGACGGAGAUUGUCUCGGUUUUGGUCUCGUCUCGUCCGUCGCUUGAUAUAUUGAGGGCGACCAAUCCAAGUCCAAGUGAAGGAGUUUCGUCCGACCACAACAAUCCAAUAUCGCAGCCAGCCAGCGCAGGUCGAUCGCAGUUGGGUUUAAAAGUUCGAACCGAUCGGAGUUCUUCUCUGCUUCCUCUCUGAUCGGUGGGAGACGGAGCGGCUGUUGGACUAGUUUCUCAAGCUUAGUAGUUAGGCGCAGCAGGCUUAUGGGAAACGCACGUGUGCCACUUGGGUUUAGUCUGCGGGAAGAAAUAUGGCAAUUUUUGUUUGAUUAAGUGCGGAACGUAAACACAGGAAAAGGGCGCAAGUGUGGUGAAUUGUCGGGGUGUAGUGUGAAAUUUUUGGUUAAUUCCUUUGGACGCGGUUUAUUGGUGUUGUGCAAAGCGUGGGUUGUGGCAGUUUUCCACGUGAGUGAUCAACAGGUGGCGGCUGCGGCAACGGCAGUAUAGGUGACUGAACGGUUUGUGCGAGUGCUACAAGAAGUGUUGACCUGCUGUACCCACUACUGGUUGGCCUGCGGCGAUUUAGUACGGUGUCGUGACCGGAACGUUUUUAACGGUUUUUGCCUUCGAUUGACGAUUGAAGGGCAUCUUUCAGCUUGCGACUCCCAUAAAUGUGGCGAUAGCAUCAUCAUCCAAACCCGCGCGGUAUCUUAAUUACUCUUCCUUCUGGUUCUGGUGACGACGGAGGUGGCACUGCCCGACCGACAAAACCACCCCCAGCGGAUGCGAGCGCAGUCAGUCGCGUGUGAACCGGCGCGCAGAAAGGAUCUCCCGAUCAACGAUCGAACACACGAACAGCGUAGGUAGGAACCCACCACAGCAGCAUGCCAGCAAGUGGGGUGGGAAGCGAUGACCCAUCGCAACAGUACAGCAAUGGGACCGCUGAUCUGGAGGACACGGUCCAGGGCAUGACCAACCAUGGAUUCUAUCGGGAUCUGGUCGACGAGGGCAUCAAGUCGGAGAAGGAGAAGAUCUCGACGGCGUUGCCGCCGGUGGCCGUGGCGAGGCCGCUCUACCAGCAGGAGGAUCUCAAUCAGGAGAUGCGAUACAGUGUCCCUCAGAGGCAGGUGGUUCGAGAAACGCUGGACACUGUCAAGGGAUGGAGUGCGAAACGGUGUGCCCGGAGUGUGUUCCCGAUUGUGGGGUGGCUGUCGGAGUACUCUCUGAAGAGGGACUUGGUGUCGGAUUUGAUCAGUGGAUGUACGGUGGCCGUGAUGCACAUUCCGCAGGGCAUGGGGUACGCGUUGUUGGCCAAUGUGCCGCCCAUAGUGGGGAUCUAUAUGGCGUUCUUUCCGGUGUUGGUGUACUUUGUUCUGGGCACCUCGAGGCACAAUUCGAUGGGGACGUUCGCGGUGGUAUCGAUUAUGGUGGGAAAACUAGUGCUCAAGUAUUCCAGUGAGGGUGAUGUGACAGGGAGUGGAUCGAAGGUGGUGAACGAUACCAUACUUGGGGUUGUGAAGGAAAGUAGUGAAGGUGCUGCGGUGAGUCCGAUAGUUGUCGCGUCGACGGUAUGCUUCAUCGUUGGGAUUAUGCAGCUGAUAAUGUACGUAGGUCGUCUCGGAGUGAUUUCGUUCCUGCUAUCGGAUACAUUGGUGUCCGGCUUCACCACCGGCGCGGCCAUUCACGUGCUCACCUCGCAGAUCAAAGAUCUCCUCGGGCUGUCCCUGCCUCCCCAGAGUGGAAAUUUCGAAGUCAUAAAUACUUACGUCGCCAUUUUUACGGACAUUGCCAGCGCCAACUGGGCGGCCAUCGUGAUAUCUGCCGUGACGAUAGUGGUCGUGGUGGCCAACAACGAAUACCUAAAGCCUAUUGUCGCCAAGCGAAGUAGCAUCCCGGUUCCGAUCGAGCUCAUUGCGGUUAUUAGCGGUACCCUGAUUUCGAGAUAUGUGGAUCUGCAUGGAGAAUAUAGGAUCAAAACUAUUGGACACAUUCCAACAGGAUUUCCAGAUCCCGCCCUGCCGGACACCAACCUGAUGCGGUCGCUGCUGCUGGAAAGCUUCCCGAUCGCCAUGGUCGCCUACGCCGUGUCCGUAUCGAUGGCCCUCAUCUUCGCCCAGAAGCACAACUACGAAAUCGACUUCAACCAGGAACUGCUGGCGAUGGGCACCAGCAACGUGUUCGGUUCGUUCUUCAGCUGUUUGCCGUUUUCGGCUUCGCUGUCGCGAUCGAUGAUCCAGUUCACCACGGGCGGGAAAACGCAGAUCGCUUCGGUGAUUUCCUGUGGAAUACUGGCGAUUGUUCUUCUGUGGGUAGGGCCGUUUUUCGAGCCGCUCCCGCGGUGUGUCCUGGCGGGUGUUAUUGUGGUUUCGCUGAAGGGACUGCUCAUGCAGGUCACGCAGUUCCGACAGUUUUGGAAACUCAGCACUGUGGAUGCGAUCGUUUGGAUGGCGACGUUUCUUACGGUUGUGCUAGUGGCGAUCGACAUUGGGCUACUGGUCGGCAUGGUACUAAGCAUUUGCACGAUCUUCUUCCGCGGUAUGAAACCGUACACGUGUAUCAUGGAGAACGUCCCCAAUACGGAUCUGUACCUGGAUGUGAAUCGUUACAAGGGGACGAUCGACAUCGCCGGAAUCAAGAUCUUCCACUUUUGCGGUAGCCUGAACUUUGCCACACGGGCUGGUUUCAAAACAAGUCUGUGCGAAUCCCUCAACCUGAAUCUCACCAAGGAGAUCAAAGACUCCAACCGGAAGGACUACAAGAAGAAGUACAGCCUGCGAUUCCUGGUGUUGGACUUCACCGCGCUGAGUAAUAUUGAUCCGUCGGCAAUCGCUGCCCUGAAGGGACUGAUCACCGAGUUUGAGAAACUCUCGGUUAAGGUCCUGGUGGCUGGGUCGUCCUGUCCCGUGUAUGAAAUGAUGGUCCGGUGUAAGCUGGUAGGAUCGGAAGAUCGGGAGUACUGUAAGGUCUUCCCAACCAUUCACGAUGCUGUAUUGUGGGCGCAGGAUGCCACGGCGAACGAUUCCGGUCAGGUCAGUAUCAUGGAGUCGGAGAGUGCGUGAUGGAAAUGGAUGGGAGAUGAGCGAAUAGCAGUAGAUGUUAACAUAAUUUAUCGGGUAGCAACACGGAUAACAGUUUUAAUGUUAUCCCUCGAAAUGUGCCUUUCUUAGUGUGUAAGGUCGUUACGACGAAGUUGACUGAAAUUGAAGCAUUUCCGGUCGAACGGCGGCGGAGUACUCAGUAUUUAUAGAUUUUUAAUAUUAAAAAAAUUUUGUUGUGAA
Messenger RNA from Aedes albopictus (Asian tiger mosquito), 3335 nucleotides. Its product is annotated as solute carrier family 26 member 10. Gene Ontology annotation, molecular function: bicarbonate transmembrane transporter activity; chloride transmembrane transporter activity; sulfate transmembrane transporter activity. Bases 942 to 3116 code for a protein of 724 amino acids. Gene Ontology annotation, cellular component: plasma membrane. NCBI's taxonomy places the organism in Eukaryota, Metazoa, Arthropoda, Insecta, Diptera, Culicidae. Gene Ontology annotation, biological process: transmembrane transport. The transcript is spliced from 7 exons. The record is from RefSeq and is a predicted model, not a curated record.